AUGUCUACCCUAAGCGGACCUUCUACACUUGGUCGAAUGGGGAAUGGAGGACGUUUUACCUCCAAUGAUGCCAUUGAUGUGCGAAAUCUUUCUUUUGGACACGAAUCCUCGAGCCCUCAGAACUCAAUUACCCAUUACGGUUCUUCCGACGCGGCUGAAACAUCCCGACAUGGAAAGUUGCAGGCCUUGUCUGGUGAAGGGGCUGAGCACUCGGCGAGUAAGGCCCAGAAACAGAAGCUAGAUCAUAUUAAAGUUGAACCUUUGAACGGACAAACAUCGGAUCUUGACAGAAUACUGGCAAAGAUUUCCCCCAAAACAAUCGCCCUUCAACGUUCUGAAACCGAUCGCUCUUCUGGUUCGUCUCAGAUCACUCCAGCCACAACGGUGCCAGCUUUAACCCUCACUGAAACCACGAAUCCUUACCCCCAGGAAGACAGAACGGUAGAGCUGCUUCGCCUUAAGCAGGAACUCCUUGCUGCAAAUUCCAAGAUUGCUCUACAGGAGCAAGAGCUUGCCCAAACCCGUGUGAUAAAACAUACCUUGGAUCAAGCCCUUGGUCCGUCAUCAGAGGCCGAUUUCGGCAGCCGCGAAAUUACAGAGCAGACCAUUAGUCACCUACAGAAUGCUUUUAACGCAUCGAGCUCAGCAUUUGCUCAGUUUCAAGAUGCGUGGGGUGCCCAAGACGAUUCGCAAUCUGAUGUCUCAGAUCCAUUGUCUACAGGAGCUUACAACAGAUCUCGCGCGCUCUGGGCCCAAAAUGAGACUCCCACAGACAGAGAAUACGGAGAGAGCCUUUCAGGUACUAGCAGCUCCACAAGCCAGGACCCAAAUCGGUUCUGGGGAGUGUCCAAUGUGUAUCCUCCGUUUGUCGGUCCAUCGUCUCUGCAAUCACAAAGACCACACUCAGGGUCCUCAGCUAGUUCAUGUGGAUUUUACUCACGUCCCAUUGGUGAACAGAUGUUGUACCCCCCAGGACCCAUCACGGGGGCUCGUCGCUCCACCACUCAAAGCAGUAGGGGUGGAUCUCUAUUUUCAAUCCAGUCUACUCCUUGGGGUGAAUUUGCCUCUGGGACCUCCAGUGAGCAGACCACCAAGUCACCUGCUUCGCCGAAGAGACCUCCCAGCGCCUUUCAGCAGGUCGGGCUUUACUCUGUACCCUCUUACCCCCCUCGACCGAUUGGCAGCCCCCUCUCACCUACUGCUACCGAGUUUACAGGUACCAGCACGAAUGAAACCUCAUGGACCAACUCAAUGAGCGGCAAUUCCAUCCAGACGUACGUGUCGCCACUCGAACCACUCAACUACCGACGCCUGCUCGACAAGAAUGUGUCGUGUGAUUGGAAGUACAUUGUAGAUAAGAUCAUCUGCAACAACGACCAACAAGCUUCAAUUUUCUUACAACAAAAGCUCAAGGUCGGCACAACUGAGCAAAAAUACGACAUUAUCGAGUCAAUUGUGCAUCAAGCCUACCCACUCAUGGUCAACCGCUUUGGAAACUUUCUCAUACAGCGCUGCUUCGAACAUGGAACUCCGGAGCAAGUCGUCGCCAUCGCCAAAGCUAUCAGAGGCAACACGCUAAACCUCAGCAUGGAUGCGUUUGGCUGCCAUGUGGUCCAAAAGGCGUUUGACUGCGUUUCAGAGGAACAUAAAGCUAUCAUGGUACAUGAACUUCUCCGCAGAAUUCCGGAGACGGUGGUCCAUCGAUAUGCCUGCCACGUUUGGCAGAAACUCUUUGAGCUCCGGUGGAGUGGUGAGCCUCCGCAGGUGAUGGCCAAAGUAAAUGAGGCAUUACGUGGAAUGUGGCAUGAGGUUGCUCUUGGAGAGACAGGAAGCCUGGUCGUCCAAAACAUCUUUGAGAAUUGUGUGGAGGAGGAAAAGCGACCGGCAAUUGAAGAAGUACUGGCGAAUAUUGAUGUACUCGCUCAUGGUCAAUUCGGGAAUUGGUGCAUUCAACACAUCUGCGAGCACGGUGCUCCCCACGACAAGAGCCGUGCUGUUGAGCAUGUUCUUCGCUGGGCUGUGGAUUACAGCAUGGAUCAGUUCGCAUCUAAGAUUGUGGAAAAAUGCCUCAAGAUUGGCGGCACGGAGUUCAUGGAUCAUUAUCUCUCUCGUGUCUGCACUGGCCGAUCUGACCGACCUCGCAUGCCGUUGAUCGAUAUAGCGGGUGACCAGUAUGGGAACUAUCUCAUCCAAUGGAUUUUGAUGAACGCCGCGCCUCAUCAACGAGAGCUCGUGGCCAGUCACAUUCGGAAACAUAUGGUCUCCCUUCGUGGCUCCAAAUUUGGCUCUCGUGUGGCUAUGCUUUGCUGCAACCCGUCUCACACUACACGCCCUGGUCCUGGGGCUGGAAUGCAAAUCAGCCGUUUCAACAAUUUCAAUGAAGAAAAAUUUACCACCACGAGCCAGUCCGGUGGUCGCUUUGGCCGCGGACAUCAAUGGGGACCCCAUUAUGCGCCACUUCGUUGA
This is a messenger RNA of Penicillium samsonianum, 2466 nucleotides long. Its product is annotated as Pumilio-family RNA binding repeat-containing protein. Gene Ontology annotation, molecular function: mRNA 3'-UTR binding. The transcript has 7 exons. The record is from RefSeq and is a predicted model, not a curated record. Gene Ontology annotation, cellular component: cytoplasm. Bases 1 to 2466 code for a protein of 821 amino acids. Lineage: Eukaryota; Fungi; Ascomycota; Eurotiomycetes; Eurotiales; Aspergillaceae. Gene Ontology annotation, biological process: post-transcriptional regulation of gene expression.